This is a messenger RNA of Suillus discolor, 924 nucleotides long. RefSeq lists its product as uncharacterized. Lineage: Eukaryota; Fungi; Basidiomycota; Agaricomycetes; Boletales; Suillaceae. The record is from RefSeq and is a predicted model, not a curated record. The coding region runs from base 1 to 924 and encodes 307 amino acids. The transcript is spliced from 7 exons.
AUGGCAGAUCCUGCUGUAACAAUUCUGUCCAAGAUCCUCCGUGGGCAUGUAGAUGACCUACUCCGUGAUUCAUCGCCCAGCCAGGACCAGAUUGUGGCCAAGUGGCAGGACUUACUGUCCAGUACUGGUAGCGAUGUCACGGCAAAUGUCAUUACGGAGAUUGAACUUACAGAGCUGCGGGUCAUGAUAGCCCAUGCUGUAGUUAAUCCCCUGCGGGCAGAUUUAGAUGUAGAUCGAGACAAUAAGCUAGCAAAAUAUUUCCACGGUUCCUUCAUUCGUUUAAUAUCAGAGCCGGCCACAUUUGUUGACAGGCACGGAAGGAUUCUCGCUUGGUAUUUGCCAGAAAUCAUGGUGCCUGAUAGAAUGGAUCGUGUCAACCAGUCCAUCAAAUUGCUGAGACCUGCCUUAGAUCAGUCUUUGCCCAAGCCAACUCAGAAGGCAAAGCAGCCUUGGCGUUCUCAAGGAUUUGUCAUGCCUUCAGGUGGGGGAGAGUUUGGAGUAGGAAGGGUGACCUUAUGCCCCGGAGGAUUCAUGCAACGUCAUGAGCGGCUUCAGGAUGACUUGUACCAAUCAGGCACUCUUUCUUUACCUGCGGUCCGAGAGUGGUUGUCCGAAAUAACGGUAGCUGAACAUUUGUGGUCCGCUAUCACCAGUGUUAUUGCGCCAGAUCAAUAUCAGGCCGGCGUGGAAUCAGUUGCUAAUAUGAAGGAUAUGGUUCGUACUUCGGAUCCCAUUGUCUGGCCCUCAGAGUUUUCUGGAUUGGAAGUUAUCGUCAAUCGAGAGACCCCAAGUCAUCGAGACCCUGGAGCGUCGCCUUCAUUUUAUGACCUUUUGGUGAGCCUUGGCAAAGCUCACCAUGCCAUACUAGCUCUGCCAGAUCUGGGUGCUGAGCUAGCAUAUCCCCCUUGUUACGCACUCAAAUAG